GUGCCUUCAGAGCGAAAACAUCUACAAACCUCUUCCUGUUGGUUUUCCUUUUUAAUCGUGUUGUCAUUCCUGGCUCUUAUUCAGGAGUUUGGGUGAACGCAGCAGCUCCGACCCGGCCGUGCUGUGGGAACGCUGCUCUGCACCGCCCCAAAGCAGAGCCCCAACACAUCCCAGCCAUGGGCAAACCCGAGCGGAGGCACUGAGCUCUCCCUGUGUGCCUGCACACACUGCCCCAUGCAAUGCAGGGCUGUACCACGGCCUAAACACCUUGUUUUCUAUUUAAAAGAGAACGGCACUACAAGAAUAACCCACAUACAUCCAUCACCGCGCUCUGCUCCUAAGGCACCUCCUGCAGUGGUUGUGCUUCUUCAGACCCACCCCUUUUCCUUUGACACAAGGAAGCUAUGCCAGGCUCGCCUCACAGACAUAUACAAAAUAUGUUUUUCUAAACUGGGAUGUGCUUGAAUGUUCCAGGAUGAAAAUUAUGGGCGCCAGCGUUGGCUGAUGGCCACAGCUGCCUCUCCCAUCGGAGAUGUUAGCAGUUCAUAGAACCACAGAAUGGCCUGGGUUGAAAAGGACCACAGUGAUCAUCUCAUUUCAACCCCCUGCUAUGUGCAGGGUGGCCAACCACCAGACCAGGCUGCCCAGAGCCACAUCCAGCCUGGAGCAGUCAGCUCGAAGGUCACAGAUCCACUCAUCAAUCCCUCUGAGCAGAGCAGGCUGUGGUUUCCCCAACCCCCUUUGAGCCAUUUGCAGUAUUUCAGUCCGAGCUCCACAGUGUCACAAUCUCUUACAGUCAGAGUUUCCCCCACCACCUAUUUCCUCACUCCUUAGCAACACAGGCCACUGCCACAGCAAUUGGCACAAACACAAAGGCACACGGGGAGCUCAGGAGGAGACCCGGAUAUCCACAGUGCUCCCUUGGCUGCAGCAGUCUGGGGCUGUCACAGCCGUAGUGCAACCAGAGCGCUGCCUUCCUCGCCUUGCAAAGCAUUGCCCUCCUGUUAGGAAACCAUAGCACUUUGCACAAGAAAUUGAAUAUUGGCCUUUUGAUCUUUGGCACUGUAAGCACUUUCAUUGGCAAAAAGCUUUUUGCUGUUGUUGUAUCAAAUGUAUGUAUUUUUUUUGCCACUUAUAUUUCCACUGAGCCUACAGGAAAGCUAACAAGCAUUGCACCCUGUGCUCUUGUGUCAUCCCACUGCAACAGAGAAAGCAGAAAUGUCGGUGUUACAUCAUUAGCUGUCAUCUCUGUCCCAUUUUGCACUGUAACUGCCUUGUUAGGUGCCUGGGUCUUUAUUUACAGUUCAUAAUAAAUGAUGACUUUCUCAGUGCCAGCUUGUGAGUUCAGCUGCCCACUGCUCGUUGUGUGCGUUGUAUAUUCUGCUCAAGGCUUUUGGAGACAUCUCGACAGGCUGAGUAGUUCUCCAUCGUCACUCCUCCGUAUUUAUCUCUGAGUUUGAUUCUGAUGCAAGUUUAGUUUCCAGGAAGUAAGGCAAGAAAGGAAAGCAGUCCGUGCAGCAGUGCUGGGCAAUGCGAGCGCUCCCAAAAAGCGCUUUGAAUUGGAGAGGUGACUGCGGGCCGCUGCCCAACAUCAGCAGGGCAGAGCCCCCGGAGGACGUCCGGCACCAGGACAGUUUCCCCGUGGGCUCCAAAGUAACGUACAGAUGCCUCCAGAAUUUCUCGAAAAUCCCAUCGCGGCUGGACACAAUAGUGUGCUUUAAUAACUCCCUAUGGUCCAACCUGCAGGAGUUCUGUGACCGCAGCUGCCAGAGCCCUCCCCAGGUGCCUUUUGCCAAACUAUCAGCAGAAGAUGAAAUGAAGAAUUUUUAUGCUGUUGGGACCACGGUGCGCUACAACUGCAGCCGAGGCUAUGAGAACAGCUCUGCUGUGCUCCCCAGCAGCACCUGCCAAGAGAAUUCAACAUGGUCAGAAGUUCCUGAGCUGUGUCGCAAGCGGUCUUGUGGUCCUCCGGCAAAUCCAGAGCACGGCAAAGUUCUGGUAACAGAUCACCUCUACCGUGCAAGAGCCGAGGUGGUUUGUGAUAAAGGGUACACACCGUCAAAAAAGAGACCUUUCAUCACGUGUUUCGCUGAGGAAGAUGAGGUUGCCUGGACUCCGCUUCCAAAGUGUCUGGCUUCUCCCUCUGUAUCUGACACUACGGCAGUGACAGACUCAACCACUCAUUUGGAAGAGAAGGCAUCAGAGAACAACUACAUCCUACCACUUAUCCUCGUCCCUUCUAUCAUUGGAUCUGCUGUGAUUAUUGCUUGGAGCAUCAAUAAGUGCAGUGCGAGUAAGAAGACGGGGUCUUACAAGCCAAAUCCAGGGGAUGAAGAGCAGAAUCCAUCCCAAAAGGAGCACAGGGCUGAGGGGUGUGCAGGGGCAGCAGCAGCCGAAUCCUGACAGCGCCAGGAUUUUGCAAUGGAGAAACUCUGUGUUGAGAAGCAGAAGGUUCAAACUUGCUUCGGAUUCAGCUCCCUCUCCCUUUGCAUAGUAUUGUACUUUCUUUUUAGUGCCAGAAGAACAUUUUCCCAGCUCUUAAACCGAGACUUUUAACGUUCAGUAAUUGUUUCUUUCCACCAGGAAAAUGAUUCCAUGUAAAACGCUGCGUUUGCACAUCCCUGCCGGAUGUAUUUGUACUGUUUGAAUCCCUGUUUUGCUAAGAAUCGUUUUGUAGUUUGCAUAUAAAAGUUUGAAAACCACA
Molecule: messenger RNA, 2704 nt
Organism: Gallus gallus (chicken)
Lineage: Eukaryota; Metazoa; Chordata; Aves; Galliformes; Phasianidae
Gene: CD55
Product: CD55 molecule (Cromer blood group)
Exons: 9
Coding region: 1531-2403 (290 amino acids)
Source: RefSeq, a predicted model, not a curated record